This is a messenger RNA of Cydia strobilella, 805 nucleotides long. It is a transcript of the gene Rpp25, whose product is annotated as ribonuclease P protein subunit p25-like protein. Gene Ontology annotation, cellular component: ribonuclease MRP complex. NCBI's taxonomy places the organism in Eukaryota, Metazoa, Arthropoda, Insecta, Lepidoptera, Tortricidae. The transcript has 4 exons. The coding region runs from base 84 to 611 and encodes 175 amino acids. Gene Ontology annotation, biological process: tRNA 5'-leader removal. Gene Ontology annotation, molecular function: RNA binding. The record is from RefSeq and is a predicted model, not a curated record.
AAAUUGAAUGUAAACAUCUGUCGAUUUUUUCGUUAUUUUAUUUAUCUCAGUUUACUCCAAAUACUAAUAAUAAUUCAGUCAGAAUGGAAAAUUAUUUUAAGGGCAAAAAUGUUGAAGAAGAACUUCAACGUGAUAAAAUACCUAUAAAAAAUUUACCGGAAAACUUUCUGUGGAUGCAAGUAAAAGGCGGAAGUAAAAUGGCAAAUCUAUUAUCACACGCAUCUGGUAUUUUAGAGGAUAAAGCUGUUACAGCCGUGGUGUGGACUGGGACCGGAGUCGGCAUACCUAAGGCUAUAUCUUGCGCGGAAAUUUUAAAGAGACGAUUUUCAAUCGAACACCAAGUCACAAAACUCGCUUACAAAAAUGUUGAAGAGUUUUGGGAGCCAAAGGUGGAUGGAUUGGAAACAAUAGUGGUUAAACGGCAAAUACCUGUUAUCUAUAUUUUGCUUUCAGUCAACAUGGUCCCAGACAGUAGUCAAAAUGGAUACCAGUCAUUGCAAGGAAAGAAAUUCUGGCAAAAAGGUCCAGCUAACAACAGCCAAAAGCAGCAUCAAUCCUACAAAUCGAAAAAACCUUUCAAACAUAAGAAAAACCAAACAAACACAAGCUAACCAUCUUAUCUAUCAACUAUAUGAGUCGCUUAACUUUAAACUCAGAUAAAUCCAACUGUCAGAUUUUGGUAUUAAGAAAACGUAAUAGGGUAGAUAUUUCCUAAGAGGGUCGAAUGAAUUUACCUGAGUUUGAAGUUGAGCGACACAUAUGCAUAACUUGAUGUUUUCUGUAAUAAAUUGAUGUUUACCUGAUC